GGAACCAACGCCUGUUCUGAGUUAAAUGGCGGCUGCAGUCACCUCUGCCUCUUCACUCCUCGAGGAGUGAUCUGUGGGUGUCCCAUCGGUCUGGAGCUGGUCUCCGACAUGAAGAACUGCAUCGUCCCCGAAGCCUUCCUGCUGUUCUCCAGACACACGGACAUCCGCCGCAUCUCGCUGGAAACAAACAACAACAACGUGGCCAUCCCGCUGACCGGCGUCAAGGAGGCGUCCGCGCUCGACUUCGACGUCACCGACAACCGCAUCUACUGGACCGACAUCACGCUGAAGACGAUCAGCCGGGCCUUCAUGAACGGCUCGGCUCUGGAGCACGUGGUGGAGUUCGGGCUGGAUUACCCCGAGGGGAUGGCUGUUGAUUGGCUGGGGAAGAACCUCUACUGGGCCGACACGGGGACCAAUCGCAUCGAAGUAUCCAAACUGGACGGGCAGCACCGGCAGGUUCUGGUUUGGAAAGACCUGGACAGCCCGCGGGCGCUGGCUCUGGACCCGGCUGAGGGGUACAUGUACUGGACGGAGUGGGGGGGGAAGCCUAAGAUCGACCGCGCGGCGAUGGACGGGACGGGGCGUCUCACUCUGGUCUCGGACGUAGGGCGAGCCAACGGACUCACCAUCGAUUACGCUGAGCGGCGCCUCUACUGGACAGACCUGGACACUACACUCAUCGAGUCCUCCAACAUGCUGGGUGAGGAGCGGGAGGUGAUAGCAGACGACCUCCCUCACCCCUUCGGCCUCACCCAGUACCAGGACUACAUCUACUGGACGGACUGGAGCCAGCGCAGCAUCGAGCGCGCCAACAAGACCAGCGGGCAGAAUCGAACCGUGAUUCAGGGCCACCUGGACUACGUGAUGGACAUCCUGGUGUUCCACUCGUCACGGCAGGGGGGCUGGAACGCCUGCGCCGCCACCAAUGGGCACUGCUCUCACCUGUGCCUCGCCGUGCCAAUCAGCGGCUUCGUCUGUGGAUGCCCCGCCCACUUCCUGCUCAACGGAGACAACAAGACCUGCAGCGGUGAGAUUAGGCGAUUUCACACCAAGUACUUUUCCCAGGAAUAGUUCCUGAACUCUUUAGUUCCUGAACUUUCUAGCAGAUCGC
Molecule: messenger RNA, 1114 nt
Organism: Notothenia coriiceps (black rockcod)
Lineage: Eukaryota; Metazoa; Chordata; Actinopteri; Perciformes; Nototheniidae
Product: low-density lipoprotein receptor-related protein 6-like
Exons: 4
Coding region: 109-1074 (321 amino acids)
Biological process (GO): nervous system development
Source: RefSeq, a predicted model, not a curated record